AUAACAACAUCCCACCAUUUUCUUGAUUGUUUUAAUUCUUUUACUUCGUUCUGUAUCGUGUAUCGCCGGCUAUUUUCCUUUAAUUAAAAUGUCGAUGGGUGGCUAUCUGGACACGGAGGCCCUGCUGACCGACCUCCACAAGUGGGUGAGUGCGGAGACCCUUAGAAAGAAAAACAUCGAGAAGUACGACCUGAAAGUGUACGGGGUGGACGAUAAAGUCGAUAACUACGGCAGUGAUAUAGUCUUCGUUGAUAUCACUGCUGAGAACUUCGAUGGUGAGAAGAGGAGCUAUAGUUUGGUGGUUAAGUAUGGGCAGAUGAUGAACGAGUUGAGGGAUAAGUUGCCGAUAAGGGAUGCUUUCGAAAGGGAAAUUGAUGUUUAUACUAAGUUAGUCUUGGCUUUCCACACACUACAACAAGAAAAACGUCUCCCAAUAUUCAACUCAAUUCCAAAAUGUUUUCUUUCAAAAUUCACGCCAACCGAAGAAGUGAUUAUCCUGGAAAACUUAAGACAGCUCGGGUACACUGUGUACAAAAAACAAACUGGUAUGGAUGUGCUUCAUAUGAAGCUAGUUUUAAAAGCCUACGCACAUUGGCAUGCUCUUUCUUUCGCAUUAAAGGACCAGAAAAAAGAAGAAUUUCAAGAAAUUACUGAAACCUGGAUAAAAAAUCCGAUGAAGGCUUUCGUUGGGGGUGUUUCGGGAAAGCUGAUCAAUGCCAGUCAAAAACAAGUUUUUGAGAUUUUAAGAAAUGAAGAUAAAGAAGAUUUGUUAGAGAAAUAUACGAGAAAAAUAGGGAAAAAGAAUUUUGUUGAAAUAUUGAUGAAUUUAUUGAGCAAUGAAGAUGCUCAGUCGGUGGUUUUGCAUGGGGAUUGUUGGAGUAGUAACUUCUUGUUUCAAUAUGACGACGGUGAUACAGAACAACAAAUCUGCAAGAAAGUGGCUCUCGUAGACUUCCAAAUGUCAUCUGUCAACAGUCCAGUCUUUGACUUAAGUUACUUCAUCUACUCAGUAGCGGACAAAGAUGGACUAACUCAUUUCGAAGAACUUUUGAACUAUUAUUAUGAUCAUUUUUCAAAUUAUCUGAUUGAAUUGGGAAGCGACCCUGGUGUAAUAUUUUCCUAUUCUGAUUUGUUAAGGCAUUGGAGACAGUAUUCUAUAUACGGUGCAGUUUUAAGUCCGAUGAUAUUGAUGUUAGUUUUAAACGACAAAACGCUGGAUUUUUUGUUGGACAAUGACAAUUUUUAUGAUAUUUCAAAAGACACUGUGAAGAAAAAUGAGUAUAAAGAACGUAUUAUUGCAAUUGCUCAACAUUUUCUAAAUCAUUUUGGUUAACCUUAAUUUUUUUCUGUAACUAACCUAUUACAUGUUUUAAAAUCAUAGUUUUUUUAACAAAAUGUAAAACUUUUGCUGUAUUUGAUAAGAAUAGUUAGUUGGUUUGUUAGUAAUAAUUUAAACACGGUGUCAAAAAAAUAUUGCACCUAACUCACAAAUCAUGGGGUACAAAUCAUGUACCCACCAAAAUAUGGGUACAAA
Molecule: messenger RNA, 1534 nt
Organism: Sitophilus oryzae (rice weevil)
Lineage: Eukaryota; Metazoa; Arthropoda; Insecta; Coleoptera; Curculionidae
Exons: 3
Coding region: 89-1333 (414 amino acids)
Source: RefSeq, a predicted model, not a curated record